This is a messenger RNA of Ostrea edulis (European flat oyster), 3255 nucleotides long. RefSeq lists its product as uncharacterized. Gene Ontology annotation, molecular function: protein-membrane adaptor activity; protein binding. Bases 362 to 2143 code for a protein of 593 amino acids. The record is from RefSeq and is a predicted model, not a curated record. The transcript has 14 exons. Lineage: Eukaryota; Metazoa; Mollusca; Bivalvia; Ostreida; Ostreidae. Gene Ontology annotation, biological process: nucleus-vacuole junction assembly.
UGCAGCUAACACUGUAUGUCUCUGAACCGAUGAAGGGUGUCUCGGGAGACAGUGAUGAAAUACAACAAAACAAUGAAAAGUGUUCCAAUUCUCUCUCUCUCUCUCUCUCUCUCUCUCUCUCUCAUUAUUCAAUACAAGUAACGUCGAUGAGUUGUCGUCAUCCAUGACUUGUCUUUCUAAGACUUGUCGCUUCGGUGAGUUUUACUUUCGAUUAGUUUGGCUUUUGGUGAGUUGUACCUUUCAGUUAGUUGUCGUUCGGUGAGUCUCUUCGGUACCGCACGUAACAUUGACAGACCGACACUGGGUGGAAGUUAAGUCUGGAUUUAGCUGUCUCUGACAAUUGGAUUUAGAACACGUCACUAUGCAUACAGCAACAGAACACCAGUCUGGAAUAAAAAUUGAACGUCCCCAUUCCAAGCCAAAAAUCUUAGAGGAGCUGAUUUCGAUACUUCGGAAGAUCCUCGACUUUUGUGUGUCUUGUGUAACCUGUGGUUGCUGUAACAGGAGUGCUGCAGAGAAAGUACUGUCGGACGAGUACGGAAUGAUUCUACUGGAUAACGAGAAACGGGCCGUAGAAAAUCUAAUAUUAUACCUGAAUAAAGGUGAGAAGACCGAGCCUGUGCUGUCCCGUGAACACAUUAGAGCCUUGAGCAUUCUGUCCUACUCCGAUAAUUACGAUCUUCAGAGGUCCGCUUCACUUUGUAUGCUGGAAAUCAGUGAAAGAAAGCGGACUGAGAUAACAGAAAUCUUGGGGAAACCUUUGGUUGAACUGGUCCGGUGCAAAGAUCUUGAGAUCCAGAAAAAUGCCACGCACACCGUCAGCAACUUUUGUGCGGUAGGGGAAACAGAUAAGAACAAAGCUGUCCUGCUGAAGCUUGGAGUGCUGGAGCCAUUGGUUGAGCUCCUUCAGUCUAGAAAUGUGGACGUCCAGUGCAAUACAUGUGGCUGUAUCACAGCUCUCACUACCACUGAUGCCAGUGUACGAACUAUUAUGAACUAUGAUGCUGUCAGGCCCCUGAUACAUCUGAUGCGUUCCCCAGAUAUACGCGUGCAGAGAAAUGCUGCAGGGGCCAUACUGAACAUAACACAUACACAGUCCAACAGGAAUGAGCUGGUGAGUCUGGGAGUCAUUCCAGUCAUUGUAGAAGUGAUGCACACAUCCGACAAUGACACACAAAACUACACUACAGCUUCACUCAGUAACCUUGCUGUCAAUCCAAAACACAGGGCCAUGAUGGUUGCUGUGGGUCAUUUUGACGUUAUAAGGCAACUUGUCAAACUGCUAUCUGCAGAGAUGGAUAGGGUCAAGUCUCAGGCAUGUUUUACACUAAGGAAUUUAGCAUUAGAAGUUGAGAACCAGUCAAUAGCAAUAGAAAGUGGUGUCCUAUCUGCCCUGCAUCACAUUCUGACUUCUGGUCGAUCUGACACACUGGCAGCAGCGGCAUCUUGUCUACGAAAUUUCUCUUCUUUCAAAUUCAAUGAGGCCUCCUUUAUGCAAGAGAACCUGAUGCCAGAUCUGUGUCAUGUAGUCUGUGAUAGUUCUCAUUCUGAAGCCCAAGCACACAUAGUAGGAACGAUACGGAAUCUUGCCACUAGUCACCACUUACAAAUAUUCCUAGAGAAUGACGGGGUGGAGGCUUUGACCUUUGUCCUUCAGGAUCUGCAUUCAACGACGGAGGUCCUGCAAGAAGUCACUGAUACUCUUUCUCUCGUCUCUGCUGAAGAUGAAGUGAAGCAGAAGCUGAUACAACUACAGGGAGGUAAAGUUUUCAGCAGGCUGGUGACCCUGGCCUCUCUAUCGCACGACAGUGAAAUACGAUACAACAGUGCCGGAACUCUAGGGCAAAUAUUCUUAAUCAGAAUACCACAAGAGUUAAAGGAGUCCAAUAAGGAGGGGAUCAUCCUGUAUGUAGACAAUUUCCUCAAGUCCCCUGAUCCCAACCAUGUACACCUUGCCUUGUGGACGCUCAGCACUCUACUUAAAGAUACGUAUUUCCUGAAAGCUUUCACUGACCACAGCAUUGAUCCUGUUAUAGACAAAAUCCGGAAUACUCAUGAAGUGAACAAGGUGCAGGAACUUGCCAUGAAUAUCCGAGACCAGCUUCACGGCAUCAUGAUUUCCUCAUCUUCCAGUGAAGACUGAGUUUUGAAUUAAUUAUGACAACAAUUAUUCAAAAUGUUUGCAGUUGUGACAAUCUUUUAAAUUAUGGAUUGUUUUUUAUCUUUUUUCAAGAAAAACGUACUAUUUUAACAUUGCAGAGUGCCCCCAUGUUAAUGUUUAGGUUGUAAUUAUCCACUCUUUCAUUGCAUCAUUCCGUCCUUGAAAACUUAAUUUCUAUAUUUGGAUGGUGUGGUUUGCAGUGUUGAUCCACUCCUAUGUUGAAUUGUUUACGUGGAGUAGGCUGUGCCAGUCCUUUUACAUAACUUUGUAUUUCAAAAAGACAUUCAUAAAAAUCAAAUAUAAUGCAAAUUACUCUAGUCCUGAAGAAUAAAGGAAGUUUAUGACAGAUGGAUAGAGAAGACUUGUAGAAAUUUGACUCCGAUUUCAUCCUUUUAAAAAAAUGUGUUUAAUAACUGCUGAAAUGUAACUAUAAGCAACAUUCUGCAAUACUUUCUCUGAAUCUCAAAUUAGCCUUUCUAUGUCACAUUUCCUCAAACUGGGAACAUGGCACUGUUUUAACAAUGGAACAUUUCAUUUACUUAAAACAGAUGUCCAUGCGCACAUUUUCAUGUUUUACAUAUUAUUUUUCAGUUUAUAAACUCUUUAAAGUUGUAGCAAUAGUUAUUGCUCUUGCAUAUCUUGGAUUUUCAUUUUAUUUCAUUCUUAAAUAUAUCUGCAUUCAGCAACUAGUGAGAGUUUGCACUCGGGCCAAUACCAGAAUUUACUCUGACAAGUGUAUUUCAUGUAGAUGUAUAUGUAUGUUAUGUUAAUUGCUCUAGUGAUUGGAUUUGAGACUUUCAGCAACUUGAAAUAGCAUUUCUAGAUUAUUUAAGAAAUGUUUUAGAUAUUUGUGUGUAGAACAUUAGAUUUAGUAUUUUUUUAGCUGUAGAUUGUGUGGAUGCUGAUACAUGGCAUUAGAUGAAAUUUUUUUAGGAUAUAUGUUUUAUUAGCCAUUAUUAGUAUUAGUGUAAUACACUGGAACAUUUCUUGUUUUUGGUAUUUUCCAUGUAUAUGUAGUCUUGUAGGUGUUAGUAGGCAAAAGUAUUUUGAAUUAAUUGCUUUUUUGCAUGAAUAAAUCCAUAAAAUGAAUGGAA